AAUAUCACAGCCAUGAAUCUAUCCCAAACUACAACCAUUCUUUCUCAAGAUGGCGGCCCAACUGGUUCCUCUCAGAGACGUUGAAAGGCUGAGUACAAGCGUGAUUCGAAUCCUGGGUGGAAAUCCCGGCAAGGUGAGUCCAAGAACUCCGGUUACCUUCACGUGGAUACAUUGGGCUGAUAAAUCUUAAUAGUUUACCCUACAAGGUAAGACAGCCUUGCCGGUGGAGGCCUUCAUGUGUAACUUUAAUUGACAUGACACUAGGUACAAACACCUACUUGGUUGGCACUGGGAGAACGCGACUUCUCAUCGAUACCGGGGAUGGAAAACCGGCCUGGAUAGCCUCAUUGAAAGCCACGCUUCAAAAAGAAGAUGCUGUGAUCGGGGAAGCGGUGAUUACACACUGGCACCACGAUCACGUUGGCGGUAUCAAACACCUGUUGGAGAUAUCACCACAAACCAUCGUUUACAAAAACACGCCAAGCGAUGGACAGAAAAACAUUGAAGACGGCCAGCGAUUUCAUGUCGAGGGAGCCACUCUAAAGUCAAUUUUCAGUCCUGGCCAUACCGCCGACCAUAUGGCACUGAUUCUCGAAGAAGAAGAUGCCAUGUUCACGGGAGACAACGUGCUAGGUCACGGAACAGCCGCCUUUGAAGACCUAUCUACCUAUCUCAACAGCUUAGAGAAGAUGAGGAAUGUGUUCCAAGGGCGUGCUUAUCCAGGACAUGGUGAAGUGAUUGAUGAAGGACCAAAAAAAAUAUUGGAAUACAUUAAGCAUCGACAACAACGCGAGGAUCAAGUGGUCCAAGUGUUGAAGUCAACCAGAGAUGCUGAAGUAGCAGAGAGCGAGCUCGAUGAGUGGUCGUCGAUGGAGAUUGUCAAGAUCAUCUAUAAAAAUGUUCCAGAAAGUCUUCAUAUUCCAGCGAAUGGGGGCAUUUUGCAAAUUCUCAGAAAGUUGGAGGGGGAAGACAAAGUGGUCGAGAACUCGAAGAAUGGCAGAUGGAGUGUCAAGAACCGUGCUACCUUGUAGACAAGUAGGUAGGCUGACUUGUUGGGUAAGCUAGCUGGCAAACCAUCUCAAUUGGAGCAGUUUGUCCGCAUUCCUGGGCGGUUCGAGGUUCUAUGAACGCUUUGCUGGCGGUGUACAAAAUAAGGCAGUGUUUCUUUCGCACAUGCAACGACUAUGCGUCAUUGGUGGGCGCAUAGUUAAGGCAAGCGGCAAUAUCCCAGAAAGCCUCAAACGACCACAUCAAUUAUACGAACAUCUUUUGAAACUUUUCACUAUUCCGAGUAUGAAACCGAGUACUUGUUCUCACUAUAAGGACUUAUUUAUUAUAUACUCUGAAGCCAACAAGUAUGAGAAAUCACAGCAAUUUCAUAGGUGGACAGAGAACAAUUUCUUACUUAUUAUAUUGCCGAGUCGCAUGCAUAGACAGAACCCAAGUCAUUAUGGC
Hymenoscyphus albidus is the source of this 1455-nucleotide messenger RNA. Lineage: Eukaryota; Fungi; Ascomycota; Leotiomycetes; Helotiales; Helotiaceae. The record is from the annotation of a GenBank genome assembly.